UGGAGGAGUGAGCACCGAAGGAGAUGAGGCUUGGCUGACCAAGCCAUUUCUGUCUAUAUUUUUUGUGUUCGGUCUUUGUGUUGGCUGUCUCAGGAGGCAAGUGACCUACCAUUUUGGACAGUUUGAUGACUCUCCCACAUGGGUUUUACAGUGAGUGUACGGUAGAAGGUGCUGCCACUCAGGAGGAGGCCUGCUGUAGGGAUACAAGUUGGACAGAAAGGGAGUGCUGGAAAAGGGAAAUCUCAUGCACUUCCUGUUCUGCUGUGCUGAAGAACAAGUCUUCUUGCCUAGGCUGGUUUAUCUGCUCUGUCCAUCUCUGCUUGGGGAGUUCUUUGAUACGGAGCUGAUCUGAAGGAUAGAGUCCUCUUAUCAACUCCAUGCUUACCUCUGUUUGUUUUCAUUCUGAAGUUCGCUCCCUCAUUUUGCAAUAACCCACAGGGUGCUGGGUGUUGCGCCAGCUGUGCCUCAAUGAAGGAUCUUCAUUCAACACCUUUAUCUUCGCGUCACACCAGUCAAUGCGACUCCUGCGUUUUCCAGCAGCAUUCACUACCCAGUCCAGACUUUAGUCAAGCCUUCGCUGGUGGCCAGAAAGGCUACCAGAGCUACCGGGACCUACCAUGGGAUCUUCAAAAAAUUAGUCAGCCAGCCAUCAAAACAAGACAUCUUGAGCCUUGGAAAAUUGCUCUAAUUGUUAUUGGAUCAGCAGUGGCAGCAGCUAUCACUAUUGGCCUCCUAAUUUAUUUUCUGGCAUAUGAUGAGCAGCUGUUCUAUUACAGUGGCAACAUAAAAAUCACCAACAUCCGGUACAAUAAUGAAUUGUCCAGACAGUCCUCAGGAAGGUUUAGAGACCUGAGUGAGAGGGUUGAGAGACUGAUCGACAAGACAUUUUACAAUUCCAUUUUAAGGAAAAAAUUCAUCCGUUCACGCUUAAUCAGAGUGAGCCCAGAUGCUGAUGGUGUGAUGGCAGAGGCUUUGCUCACAUUCUGGUUCUCCUCCACGGAUUCUAGAGAAGCAUUGCGAGAAAGAGUUGAAAGGAUAUUACGGAGGGGCCUGAAAAAAUACAAAGGGCCCUUGCGAAUACACGUCAGAUCUUCUACUGUCUCAAUCUGUGGGUUACGGCAAAAUGGAUCAGUCAAGUCAAUUGCAAAAUCAUCAUCAUUGCGAAUAGUUGGUGGAUUGUCUACUGCCGAGACCGGGGACUGGCCAUGGCAAGCUAGUCUGCAGUACAAUAAUAUCCAUCGCUGUGGUGCAACACUCAUCAGCAAUACGUGGCUCGUAUCUGCAGCUCACUGCUUCAGAGACUUGGGUCACCCUCAGAAGUGGACUGCUACUUUUGGAGCUCUUUUGAAGCCACCAAGCUUGAAACGACCAGUUAGGACUAUUAUAAUCCAUGAAAAGUACCGCUACCCAGAACAUGAUUAUGACAUUGCACUUGUGCAGCUCUCUAAACGAGUUGAAUUUACAAGUAACAUACACCGUGUUUGUCUGCCUGAGCCAACUCAGACUUUUCCAUACAACAUUUAUGCUGUCAUCACAGGCUGGGGAGCGCUUACCAAUGACGGUCCAACUCCAAACGCUCUUCAAGAAGCAACAGUGAAACUUAUUGACUCAAACACUUGCAACAGAAAAGAAGUGUAUGAUGGGGACAUAACACCAAGGAUGUUGUGUGCUGGAUACUUGGAAGGAGGAGUAGAUGCUUGUCAGGGGGAUUCUGGAGGACCACUGGUUACUCCAGACUCUAGACUGAUGUGGUACCUCGUGGGAAUAGUGAGCUGGGGAGAUGAAUGUGCCAAACCAAACAAACCUGGAGUUUACACACGAGUGACUUAUUUCCGUGAAUGGAUUACCUCAAAAACUGGCAUCUAAAUCCAAAAUCAAAAAUGGAUUUAACUACAUAGACUACGUCUAAUUCAUAUUUUCCUGUAAUUCCGAAAGGUUAUUUUUUUAGUACAUAUAUUCCUAUGUAGUUUUGGUUGAAGCAACCUUUGCCUGCAGUGAGCGCUAUCUUUGCUGUCAGAGAUCCUAACCCCUUGUGAAUUCAUAGUAAACAUAUGAGAUUGCCUGUCUCAUCUUUGAGCCUUGAAGCAUUCUCAUCUAUCAGAAGUUACUGACAUCAUUAAAUUAGCAUUUAAAAGCUACUAAUUUGCCUGCUUUAUAAAUAUAAACAUUUUCCAGGGAAAAAAAAAAAAAGGAUUUUUUUUCAGCCACGGCCAAUGUCUGAAGCUGAAGCUCAACCUUCUUCCUCCAGUGAAGUAAAUGCUGUCACAGCUGUUUUUCUAGCAAAGCGAACUCUUGAUUAUUGUUCUUGUUAGAGACUAUAAUCUGCACAUUUUGCAGCCAAGACCCUGGCUGCUCAUCCUGCUUGGUGGCCUUAGUAGCCAACAGCGGAUCAACCAAGACUGAAGGUAGGUCCCAGCUAAGGAAAAUGACAAUUUCUGUGCUUGCUAUAAGUUGGUAAGAAAAAGAGGAAAAGCUUGAUGUUCUUCUUUGGAAUCAUAUUUUUAACAGGAUUUUUUUUUGUGU
Molecule: messenger RNA, 2523 nt
Organism: Cuculus canorus (common cuckoo)
Lineage: Eukaryota; Metazoa; Chordata; Aves; Cuculiformes; Cuculidae
Product: transmembrane protease serine 11E-like
Exons: 9
Coding region: 469-1866 (465 amino acids)
Biological process (GO): proteolysis
Cellular component (GO): extracellular region; plasma membrane
Molecular function (GO): serine-type endopeptidase activity
Source: RefSeq, a predicted model, not a curated record